GCAGAAACUUCUUUCCCCAAGUGAGCCGUAGUCGCCUCAAAGGCGAAAGCCCUGCCCUGCCCUCCCCCUGCAGCCCAAACCCAAACUCCACUCGAGAGCACGGCGCGGCGCUGCACGGCAGCCGGUUCCUCGCUUCGCUGCCGCGCGCGGCCGUCUCCUCCCGCUCCGGAAAAGGGAGCACGAGUCACACGACGGUCCUCGUGAUACGCCUCCACGCCUUCCCUCCAUCCGCCCCUACGCCUCACCAACUCCCCCACGCCGUCUACAGCGAGCCGCCGCUCGCCCCUCCGCCGCACCCACCAGCCUAUGGUAAGCGGAGAUUGAGCUACCACACCAUUGUCAGAAUGGAUGGGAGUAGUGAGAAAAUCCAAUUCUCAUGGGGAAAGCUUAGAGCAAAAGGUGGUGUGAAUAUGGAUACACAGUUUUAUGAGUCCUUCACAUUUGACAAUGUGGAGUACUCACUGUAUGACUGUGUGUAUCUUUUCAAGAAUGGUGAUCCUGAACCAUACGUUGGAAAAAUAGUGAAGAUUUGGCAGCAAAAUCAGGCUAAAAAAGUAAAGAUUCUUUGGUUUUUCCUCCCUGAUGAGAUCCGGACAUAUUUAGGAGGCCCUGUGAUGGAAAAGGAGAUCUUUCUUGCUUCUGGUGAAGGUAUUGGGCUUGCGAAUAUCAACCCACUGGAAGCUAUUGCUGGAAAAUGCACUGUUAUAUGCAUUUCAAAGGAUGAGAGGAAUCGUCAACCUUCCCACAGGGAACAAGCAAUGGCUGAUUACAUUUUCUAUAGGUUCUUCGAUGUUAAAAAUUGCACACUUUCUGAUCAGCUGCCUGACAAAAUCGCAGGGCUGGAAGUUAAUGUUCUUCUAAAUCCAAAAGAUGAGCAAGUCACAUCCAUUCCUGGUGCUGUUAAUAUGGAUGAAGGUCUGGUUAGCACAGUUCCCCCUACCCAGUCUGUGGUCAAGGAGGAGGAUAAAAGUCCGGUUGCUGCAGUUCCCCUUUCCCAGUCAGUGGUCAAGGAGGAUCAGAAACCAGUUGCUGCCAUUCUCCUUUCCAAUUCAGCGAUCAAGGAGGAUCAGAAACCAGUUGCUUCCAUUCCCAUUUCCCAGUCAGCGAACAAGGAGGAUGACAAACCAGUUGCUUCCAUUCCCUCUCCCCGGUCAGAAGUUAAGAAGGAUAACAUUCUCAAACAUACACAGAAUGCUGGCUCUGUGGAGAGGCCUCCAAAGAAGUUGAAAUUUUCCCAAGAAGUUACGGUGCAGAACAUGGCCCCAGCUGUUCCUGACAAAAGACCUUCGGAACUAACAUCAAGAAAGGCUGACAGAAGCAAAUGGUUCAAAAUUCCAUGGGAUGAAAGACUACGGAUCGCUGAUGAGCAUGGGACACUCGUAUAUAUUCAAAAUCUUGAUAUUCAGUUUGGAGCUGCUGACAUAGAGGAGCUCAUUCGUGAGGCGUUACAGCUAAGUUGCAUUGCAAAGCCCAUUAACCACCCCACUUAUGAUGAUCCAAACAAUGGAAAAGCAUAUGCUAUAUUCAAAACUAAAAAUGCUGCUGAUGCCGCUAUUUCAAAAAUCAAUUCAGGUUUGGUUGUGGAUGGAAGACCUCUUUACUGCAGCAAAGGGUUACUCAAGGUUCCAAAACAUUCAGGAACUCUUGUCGGGCACUUGUCCACACAUCAUAUUAAAAUUGGUCAAAAGCAGCGAGAAGAGCAGAAGAAGGCUGUAUCGACCUCACAUUGUUCUCAGCCCAACACAAUCGAGUAUGACCUGGCGCUGGACUGGAUGCUUGUUCAAGAAAAGCAAGAGAGAAAAUUCAGAAUACUCCACAAGCGGCAUAAAGAUGACAGGAAGGGGUUUGCAAGUAUGGGCAGUAAGAAUGAAAAGACAGAGAAGUAGCAGGCUGUUUUUUUGUGCCAUAUCAGAGCUUGGUGCGUCAUUCCAAGAAGCACCAUAUAUCUGCAAGUGUUUUCAAUGUGAAAGAGGUUGUGCACAGAGGUUUAUGUUUUGGUUCCGGUCAAUGGUUUUUUUGGGGGGGGGGGGGGGUGGGGGGUUAACUGCACCGCAACAUUACUGCUGAUGCUUGGGCACUUGGGCGGAGUAUCAGGACAUAGCUUAGAAAUCAGAGUAGACUUGGUAGCGUUAGGUUGUUUUGCGCUAAUAUGCUUACCAGUUACAUGUAUGUGAGCGUAUUAAGAUGCACCUUGGUUAGCUAUAUUCAUUGUCUUGUUUAUAGGCUUCAGCGCCGCUCUAUGAACCCUGUGUUCCAUAACCAUUCCACCAGAUUCGGCGAUGAUAGUUUUUAUGUCAUGGAGUAAGUUUGUCUGUUUAUUGUAUAUGCAUUAUCAUCGUAAGCCAAAUCUCCAGCUA
Molecule: messenger RNA, 2357 nt
Organism: Phragmites australis (common reed)
Lineage: Eukaryota; Viridiplantae; Streptophyta; Magnoliopsida; Poales; Poaceae
Product: protein ANTI-SILENCING 1
Exons: 11
Coding region: 345-1886 (513 amino acids)
Molecular function (GO): RNA binding; chromatin binding
Source: RefSeq, a predicted model, not a curated record